This is a messenger RNA of Pelobates fuscus (common spadefoot toad), 4349 nucleotides long. RefSeq names its product LHFPL tetraspan subfamily member 2 (gene LHFPL2). NCBI's taxonomy places the organism in Eukaryota, Metazoa, Chordata, Amphibia, Anura, Pelobatidae. Gene Ontology annotation, cellular component: membrane. The coding region runs from base 478 to 1155 and encodes 225 amino acids. The transcript has 4 exons. The record is from RefSeq and is a predicted model, not a curated record.
AGAAACCUUUUUUUAUUUCUUGGUCUGGAGAAAAAACUGGGUACACGCUGGUUGGAACAGAACAGACCCAUCGUAUUCAUCAGGAGAAGCAAUGGCUGCGUCUGUGCCAUCUAAAGAGCCACUUGCAGAAUUCUUCUCAGUGAUGUGACGGGCCUGUGAUGUCAGCCUGGUGGGCAGUGCCUGGGAACUACCGAACCAGCCCUGGAAUCAUGUUACAGUAUCUGUGCAAGAGCUGAACUAACUGCAGCCUCAGACGGAGGAGAAAGGCUUUCCAUUGAGAACAAAUCCCUGUCUGGAGGAAUAAAGACAAAAACCCCUACGAGUCUGGAUUUAUUUUCUGAUUUGGGAUUUUGCAUGUUUUUUUUUUUUUCUCGUUUUUUUUUUAGCCUACCCUCAAAAUAAAUACAUUGCUAAGCAUUGAACUUUCUCAUUGUGUGCCAGUUUGACCCCACUGGGCUGCAGUCAGCGCACUCCACCAUGUGUCAUGUAAUCGUAACUUGCCGCUCGAUGCUAUGGACCAUACUGAGCAUCGUUGUGGCUUUUGGCGAGCUCAUAGCCUUUAUGAGUGCGGACUGGCUGAUUGGCAAAUCCAAAAACACAGAGGUGGACAACAGGACUGGGGGACAGCAGGAAUUCAAUGGUCCCUCACUGGGCAUCUAUGGACGCUGUAUUAAAUUGUCUCACGUACAGGAUUCACGGAGAGCGACGCUGUGUGGUCCGUACGCAGAGCAUUUCAAUGAAAUCGCUAGUGGAUUCUGGCAGGCGACUGCCAUCUUCCUAGCUGUGGGAAUUUCUAUUCUCUGUAUUGUGGCAUUUGUGUCUGUUUUCACCAUGUGUAUUCAAAGUGUGAUGAAGAAAAGCAUAUUCAAUGUCUGCGGGCUGCUACAAGGAAUUGCAGGUCUUUUCCUUAUCCUGGGUCUGAUUCUGUACCCUGCCGGUUGGGGUUCUCAGAAGGUGGUGGCGUACUGUGGACAUUACGCUUCUGCCUACAAGCCUGGAGAGUGCUCUUUGGGGUGGGGAUUCUACACCGCCAUCGGAGGCACGGUGAUGACCUUCAUUUGUGCUGUUUUUUCAGCGCAAGCCGAAAUUGCCACAUCCAGUGAUAAAGUGCAAGAAGAAAUCGAAGAGGGGAAAAGUCUUAUAUGUCUACUAUAACCAACAGGAAAUGUCAGAUUUCUAAUGGGAUCCGCUUUGUUUACACGGCCCCCACUUCUCAUGAAUGAACUUGCCUAUUACAAACAUUCACACUAUGUCACGUCUCCAGGCUCCCCGUUCUCUAAAGGAUAAAGAACGGGGAAGGCAGCUCAGACAUGGAGUCAGGGCCUCAAAUACCUGAAUGAAAGACAUGGACAUGUAAACGCGGUGGAAACUGAUUUGAUUUUGUGUAGGAAUGCAUUUCUGAUCCUACAUUUAUCCAAAGUCACUUUAAAGCAAAAAACGAACUAUAUUUGUCCAUUCUCAGACUAAAGACCUUUUCUGUGCAUUUGUUUUAACAGACUUGUUAGAGAUUUUUCAUAUCUUGUUUCAAGCCUCUGCUUGUAAAAGCCAUUUUUUUAUAAUUAAGUUGUUCAGAAAAAAAACAGCAAACCACUAAUUCUUAUGGAAGCUGUCUGUAAACUGGAAAAAUGGAAGUCUUACCAAAGUGUUUCUUUCUGUGGUGCAAACAAACUCAUUUUUUUAUACUUUUAAAUGUAUUACGAUAUGGAGAGGACCACUGGAAUCAAGCAAAGGUGAUUUAUAUGAAAACGGGGGAAAUAUAAACAGAGACAUGCAAGGUUUGAUUGUUUAGAGGUUAAAAGAGAAGACGACAAACACAAGGCAUUGCAUCUUUUAUAAACUCCCCAUGCUUGUUUUAUUAAAGGGACAGUUUAGGCACCAUAAUGCAUUAAGUUGUUAUGGUGUUAUGGUGCCAUUUUGCUCAAUCUUACCUGAAGGAGCUCAGUUUAACUCCAAAGUUGCCUACAGCACUGAUUUCACCUCCCUCACCCCUAGGAGGCAUCCAGCUUCUGAAAUUUCAGUUUCAGGAAACGCGAAUGCCGCUGGGCAGGGUCGCCGCUGAUUGUCUGUGAGCAGUCAGCUUAUACUCUCAGCCAAUCAGUGACUGUCCUUUAAAAGUACUUGGAAAAAGUAUGUCCUCUUUCCAAGCCAGUUUUGUAAAUGGUAAAAUCAGCAGCACUCCAUGCUUCCUGGAUCUGAAAUUUCAGAAGACGGAUGCCACCAUGGUGGAGCUGAGAUCGACGUUGGAGGCAACCUUGAUGUUAAACUGUUCAAAAAUGGUUUGACCCCCUUUGAGGUAAAAGUGAGCCCUGGGGUCUCCUGGCACUAUAAAACCUUAAUUUAGAUAAAGUUGUUUUGGAACCUGGAGUGUCCCUUUAAAGUAAACCACACGGGCGAGUCUUACCGAGCGGUUAUUAAUUUAAGUGGGUAGGUUUCCUUUGGAACUUAAAGGCAUGAGGAAAUCUUUCCAGCUUAAGCCGCUUAUGAAAUCCACCCCAUAUGCCACUGCUAAGAUUGUUCGUAGCAAAUAAAACAUGGCACCGUGUCCUAGCAGACUCUAGUGAAUGUACGUUUAGGCAAAAUCUAAUUUACUGAAGAAGCACAACACCUCCAUCCGUCUGAUUAUUAGCCUGUGAAAACGAAAGUAUCAUCCGUGGGUCCUUGUGUGUGAAUUCAGGAUAAGGAAGUAUUUCCAGGUGCCAUGGUAAACAUUUUGAUGAUGCCAAGAAAUAAGAUCCUACAGAUCUACAAAACCAUUAAAAAUACCCACCCCCUCCCUCCCAAAAAAGGUUGAAAGGUGUUGUAAUAGAGGAAGGGUCCCACACAAGGGAUCCAUAAAGUGACAGAGCUGCUUUAACUUCUGCAUCGAAAGCCAAAUCUUGUCCUGUAUUGGUUGGAACAUGCGCAUCGCACCCAUCAGGUUCCAAGCCACUGCUCACAAUAUAUUGUUUACCGUAGCAGAGCUUCUGCCCCAGUACAACAGAGGCCCCUCUGACAUUGGGAAAAGACUGAUAAAGGUGCUUCUUUUAAUUUAUUGUAGUAUUUUUUCAAUUGAAGGAUGGGUCGCAGAGCCAAUGGCAUGUACAGUAUUUUAAUCAUGUGUCAGAAAAGGUUGAGAACCACUGUCAUAUGUAUAUUUUAUGCAUAUCUUGAAUGCUGAUGGCGUGCAUGACCUUUCGUGCCAAUAUCUUCACUGAAUUGUUUCUGCUAUUACCCUGGACAUUCCAAAUUAUUAAAGGAGCCUGCUUAGGUGUGUAAGAGAGAAUUUCUGAUGGGUUUUUUUUUGGUCAUAUCACUGCUGUUCUUACCUGAAGCUGUAUCUGCGAUGGGAAGCCGUGUUGCCAGUCUAUAUAUAGGGGGUGUUAUACUCUCUCCAUGCUUAGAGGGGUCAGUCAGGGGGCUAAGCGUGCCAAAACUUGGCCAGCACUGGCAUCCAGAAACCUAGUAUAGAACCUUUACAAUGAGCACUAGCUGUACUUUAAAAGUAAAAUUGAUGUGGUUCUCUAAAAAGAUGUAUCUCUAAGUUCGACUGGUGUCUGUCUAUCCUGGACCUUUUCAUAAAACCUUUUUUGGAAGUCUACUAAAUGAUUUAAUAGGAGAAAAUGAAACCUCUGUAAUACUGAUAGAUUACCUCCUUCGAGAAAUAUGACCGAUUUGACCUGUGCUCUAUAUGUCACAUCCGUACAUAAUCCACACGUUUGUCCAAAUAAACAGUAGUUGACCCAAAUUAAGGAUCUGAACUAUGCUGGUCACUCCUAUAUCUGUUCUACUGAAAAAUAUGAUGAAAAUGUAUAUCAUUUGAAAUUCAUAACAGAAUGAAAAAGCUAAAACCGGGGAUAUUCACUUUUUCAAGAAUUCCGCUCUCCUAAUGUCUUAUGUCAUGUUUGUGUCAGGUCUCCCCAGCGCACUCCUAAGCGCACCCUGAACUGCCGCAAUUCUCAUGCAAAUUAUUCCGGUCAUUGCUGUCAUGGUCAUUGAACAUUUGCAUAAAGGAAGAACCACAGAUUGUGCCAAGGCUUCUCCAGCAGGAUGAAUCAGAAACCACGUUGUUCUCCAUACGGUUUAUAAUGUAAAGUGCCAUAUAUAUUUGCAUGUUUAAAAGCCAAUCAUGAACCAGUGACUGUCUCUAUAAGAUUAUGUGCAAUAAGAUGCCUUUGGAUUAUUGUGAAAUAGGCCCUGAAAUGCUCCGUGUCUUGUGUGUGAUAUAUAAUAUACCACACACAUACCUAUUUAAUGGAAUACACAACUCCAUGUACUGCUUUGAUACUGUGAGUUUAGAUUAAUUUUUGAUGAAGAAAACGAGUCCUCUUGUUGAAAUAUUAAUAAAUAUUUUGUUUGUUUUGUAAUUACAA